AUGAAUAUUCUGAAAACUCUUCUACUGAAAAGCAACAAGAUAUAUCUAGAAUUAAUAAAAGUAACAAUACUCAAGCUAGCAUAUCCAAAAGAACAGAGGAUAUAACUAUAACUACUGAAGAUACAAAUAUAAAGAAAGAUUCAAAAACUCAGAAAAUUAGCUUAACAAAUGCUACUACUUCUGACAAGAAAAUAGCACAAGAGGUAAAUUCUCCUAUGAUUAUUAUUGAUAACAAUAAUCAUGAACUGCAAGAACUUGACUGUUCAGAAGGAGAAUAUAUAAUCACUACAAAUAAAAGAAAAAAAGACAAAAAGAAAAUCUAA
This is a messenger RNA of Scutellospora calospora, 323 nucleotides long. Lineage: Eukaryota; Fungi; Glomeromycota; Glomeromycetes; Diversisporales; Gigasporaceae. The record is from the annotation of a GenBank genome assembly.